AUGGGCAAGUCAAGGAAGGCCAAGCGGCGCGCGGCUGCUCGCGAGGCGAGAAACCUCUCUCCAGAGUCUCGGGAGUUCAGCCCGUCGAUGGAUGAUCCUUCGAGCCCCCAUGAGACUAUGUCAGCCGUCUCGACGACCAGCGAGACAGCUCGUCGGGACAGCUGGGGUGACGGCCAAGAUGUCCCAAUUGUCGACAGCCAGAUCUCUGGCAAGUCGGCCAAGGACGGCUUUUCUCCGGAGAAGUCUGAGAAUAACACUGUCCUCCAAAAACAUAUCCAGUUCUGGGACCGGGAUCGCGACGGUGUGAUCCGACCCUGGGACACCUUCUUCGGGUUCCGAGACUUGGGCUUCGGUUUCCUUUUCUGUCUAGUUGCCGUGGUGGUCAUCCACUUCGUCCUCUCCUACCCGACCCGUUUGACGAGGUCGUGGUUCCCCGACCCUCUCUGGCGGGUCUACUUGACCGGAGUCCGCAAGGUCAAGCCUGACUCGGGUUCCGGCGCUCAAUGGCAGGGAGGUGGCCGCUUCGAUGAAGAGGCCUUCAACGCAAGGUUCUCCCAGUUCGACAAGACGGGCUGGGGCUUCCUCACUGGCCGGGAGCUGUGGAGGAUGGUCCGCUCCAACCGCGGGGCGUGGGACUUGAUCGGAUGGUUGGCCGCCACCCUCGAGUUCGUCACGGCCUGGGUCCUUCUUCAGAAGGAAGGUCGUGUGAGCAAGGAAGACCUGAGAGGAGUUUAUGAUGGCUCAGUCUUUUGGCGGGUCAAGGAGGCCCGCGAAAGCGGGGACGGCUGGAGGAAGGGCUUUAGUUGGCCCAAUUUAGUGAACUUAAGCAAGGGGGAGCUGGCGCCCAAACAAGAGAUGGAUCCAGGCAAGUAG
Messenger RNA from Thermochaetoides thermophila DSM 1495, 873 nucleotides. RefSeq lists its product as uncharacterized. The coding region runs from base 1 to 873 and encodes 290 amino acids. Lineage: Eukaryota; Fungi; Ascomycota; Sordariomycetes; Sordariales; Chaetomiaceae. The record is from RefSeq and is a predicted model, not a curated record. Gene Ontology annotation, molecular function: calcium ion binding; monooxygenase activity. The transcript has 4 exons.